AUGGCGUGGGCCUAUGCCAAGUUUGUUUUUCGCAUUGGUAUGACGCUUCGUAUUUUGUACCUUCUCUGGACGACCUACUAUGUCCAUUACCGAUCCUUGGUGACUCAAUUACGGCGGUAUGGCACAUGCGGCGAAAGCGAGCGAUUGGAGAUCAUUGUCGGCGACCCGACAAGUCUCAUUCUUCAAAACACGUGGAUCUGUGUCCUUUUUGUGGUCGAUUUCUGGUGCAGUCCGCAGCUGGCUGCCCAGAGCUUUGUCCGGAUCAACCAGACAGCCAACCUCUGGGCAUUUAGCCUAGCAGCCUUGUAUCUCUCGCGUACUGUCUGGUUUGGGUACCUCGUGCUGAACCUGAGUGGUCGCGUCUUGAGACGAUGUGCGCUCGAAUCGUGGUGCGCCCAAGCCGACCCCACCGGCGUUGCAAUCGGCGUGGCGCUGGCUGUGGGGCCACUGACGUACUACCAGCUUCGUGUGACGUUCUUUAUCAAUCUCUACCAUGCCCUCUACACCGGUCUUUUGCCCCAAGACAAGCUGUCAGACUACACGGAAGACGUCCCGCCCGCCAUCCUCUACACGAUUGUCCUCGGUUUGCUUCCAUUGAUCUACACCUUUACGUUGCCAGCGCUCAAUCGCAUACUAUACCAACUCCUCCGUCGGGUGUGGAUCCAGCGUAUCCGCUCAUUGGCCGAAUCGUCCCGGCGGCGUCUCUCGCGCGUCAUCUCACGCUCCUCGUUGAUGCUCCGCGUGAUUGAUGGUGGCGCGUACGCUCAGCUGAGCUACAACGACUGGAAGCACCGACUACUGCUCGGUCUCAUCUUUGGUUGCUGCUGUUGUCGAAGAAAACACCGGGUACCAAAAGUCUUCAGGGGUGGAUCGGUCUACAAGCUCUUUACGACCCACCGCCAUCUGCAGCGCAACGCGGCGUUUAGCUUUCGCGGGAGCGACUGCUACGUGCUCUCGCACACGCCCAACACUGUCAUCUCGUAUCGCCUCAGCUUGUCCGACACAAUGUAUCUCGACCAUCGAACCGACAUUGUCCGCAGCACUUGGAAUGCGUCAGCGUUCGGACGACUUGUCAUGAAUGCGAAAGGCACGAUUGACAUCCAAGGUGGCGUCGACCGCUCGCACUGGAUCAUGUAAUUCUCUACCAUCGACUCGUUUCCUCAUAUUUGAGGAUUGUAAAAAAAAUCAAUCGUCCAA
Messenger RNA from Saprolegnia diclina VS20, 1197 nucleotides. RefSeq lists its product as hypothetical. The record is from RefSeq and is a predicted model, not a curated record. Bases 1 to 1137 code for a protein of 378 amino acids. NCBI's taxonomy places the organism in Eukaryota, Oomycota, Saprolegniomycetes, Saprolegniales, Saprolegniaceae. The transcript has a single exon.